UGCCAACAUUCACCUUCUGACUUUUUUUUAUAUAAGUUCAGCUUUAUCUCGAGCCUUCUGCAUGUAGGUAGAGGGUCUCUUUUUCUUAGAAAGGGAAGAUAGAUAUGUGACCUGUGACAAGUUAGAUGGGCAUAAUUAAACCUGCUGUGCUGCGAGGACUGGGUAGAUGACAGCAGCACGUGACCAGUGCUCAACAGGGCGUGGCUGCUGUCACUCUCGAUGUCAGCCACCUGCCCAGGCCAUGCCCCGGCGUGGCCCCGCACCCUGACCUUGCCCUUGCCCUCCUUCACCAGGUUGAAGUGUCACAACAAGUGUACAAAAGAAGCCCCCGCCUGCAGAAUAUCCUUCCUUCCACUAACGAGGCUUCGGAGGACGGAGUCAGUCCCGUCGGACAUCAACAACCCAGUGGACAGAGCGGCAGAGCCCCAUUUCGGAACCCUCCCCAAAGCGCUGACAAAGAAGGAGCACCCUCCGGCCAUGAACCACCUGGACUCCAGCAGCAACCCAUCCUCCACCACCUCCUCCACGCCUUCCUCGCCAGCGCCCUUCCCGACGUCGUCCAACCCCUCCAGUGCUACCACGCCGCCCAACCCCUCGCCUGGCCAGCGGGACAGCAGGUUCAACUUCCCAGCUGCCUCCUUCAUUCAUCAUAGACAGCAGUUUAUCUUUCCAGACAUCUCGGCCUCUGCGCAGGCGGCCCCGCUCCCCGAUGCCGCCGACAGCACCCGGCUCGACGACCAGCCAAAAGCAGACGUGUUGGAGGUUCACGAAGUGGAGGCGGAGGAGCCGGAGGCCGGCAAGUCUGAGGCAGAAGAUGACGAGGACGAGGUGGACGACCUGCCCAGCUCCCGCCGGCCCUGGCGCGGCCCCAUCUCCCGCAAGGCCAGCCAGACCAGCGUGUACCUGCAGGAGUGGGACAUCCCCUUUGAGCAGGUGGAGCUGGGCGAGCCCAUCGGGCAGGGCCGCUGGGGCCGGGUGCACCGCGGCCGCUGGCACGGCGAGGUGGCCAUCCGCCUGCUGGAGAUGGACGGCCACAACCAGGACCACCUGAAGCUGUUCAAGAAGGAGGUGAUGAACUACCGGCAGACGCGGCACGAGAACGUGGUGCUCUUCAUGGGCGCCUGCAUGAACCCGCCCCACCUGGCCAUCAUCACCAGCUUCUGCAAGGGGCGGACGUUGCACUCGUUUGUAAGGGACCCCAAGACGUCUCUGGACAUCAACAAGACGCGACAGAUCGCUCAGGAGAUCAUCAAGGGCAUGGGCUACCUUCAUGCCAAGGGCAUUGUGCACAAAGAUCUCAAAUCUAAGAACGUCUUCUAUGACAAUGGCAAAGUGGUCAUCACAGACUUCGGGCUGUUUGGGAUCUCGGGCGUGGUCCGAGAAGGACGGAGGGAGAACCAGCUGAAGCUGUCACACGACUGGCUGUGCUACCUGGCCCCGGAGAUCGUGCGCGAGAUGACCCCCGGGAAGGACGAGGAUCAGCUGCCGUUCUCCAAAGCCGCCGACGUCUACGCUUUUGGGACUAUCUGGUAUGAGCUACAAGCAAGAGACUGGCCCUUUAAGAACCAAGCUGCAGAGGCCUUGAUCUGGCAGAUCGGCAGCGGGGAAGGAAUGAAGCGCGUCCUGGCGUCUGUCAGCCUGGGGAAGGAAGUCAGCGAGAUCCUGUCUGCCUGCUGGGCUUUUGACCUGCAGGAGAGACCCAGCUUCAGCCUGCUGAUGGACAUGCUGGAGAAGCUGCCCAAGCUGAACCGACGGCUCUCCCACCCUGGGCACUUCUGGAAGUCGGCUGACCGCUGGAGGAGCCGCUACUACGGGAAAGGACGCUACGGCCACCCCGACUUUAAGAACUCCUGUCCGGUUCUGGAGGAAUACAUUAACAGCAAAGUCGUGCCCCGGUUUGAAAGGUUUGGCUUGGGCGUCCUGGAGUCCAGUAAUCCAAAGAUGUAGCCCGCCGUGCAGUUUUUCUGCUGCCUGUUUAUUUCUUUUUCAAAUGUGUUUCCAAAACACCCAAACGACCACCACGACAAAAAACACACUCCGCCCGCCCGGCACUCUGCAAACGGGAGCACGGGGACGGAGCUGCACCUGCUGCGUCUUGAAACGACACCGCCAACCACCAAACCCGUCCCGGCCGACAGCGGAUGUUUACAUGUGUGUUUCUGCUUGGUGAACUUGAUGUUUUACAGUAGUAAUAAUGAGAACAGCCUGUGUGUAGGUGCACUGGCACCGAUGGCCAGGACGGCAGGAGUGGCCGUCCCCUCUGGAGGACCCGGCAGGCAGUGACGGGCCCACGCUGGGCAGAAGGAAGAAAAGCAUCGUGACUGUGGCUGCUCUCGGGUGGGGCAAGGGGCCCAUGAGGUCUGGGCCGGCCCCUGCUUUCCCCACCAGUGGGGAAUCUCCCUCUGUAGGGUCCUCUCCUCGUCCUAUCACAGGGACACUGUCCCUCCCUCAUCUUGCAGAGGAAACCCUGGCAGGGAACCAACCUGAAUUACAGGGCUCCGGAGCUCCCAGAGAGCUUGGACCUCAAGCCCUGUACUCCAGGCUGUUCCUGCUGGAAAAGUAGAGACGGAAUUCAAAUGACAUCUGGGCUCAUCCAGCGGUUCCCAGCCAGGGCUUCUGCCGCAAGGCGAGGAAACAUCCACGUGCCUGUACAGAUGUCUCUUUUUUAAAGGCAGGCACUGAUGGGAUGGACCUGAGGUCCCCGGCUUUUGGACACAUCCUGGUCCCUGACUGACAUUUGACCGUAGGGCUGAGGGCCAGCCCAGCAGCUAUGGGGGACCAUGAGAGCUCGGUGGGUGGGAACUAGGAAGAUGAGGGAGGGCAGGGGAGUGGGCAGCAGCAGGUACCUAACCCCCUUCCUGGCUGCAGGGUGACCCUGGCACUUUAGAAACCCAUCAUCAGUCAUGCCAGAAGGUUCCGGAACUACCCACCUCUUCCACUUCCACUUCUCCAGUCCUAUUGAAACCCCUUAGCCCGUUCCUGACUCCUCUGUGCGUGCUUUGAGCUCAGACGGGGGCAGGUGGCCUGCGUCCACGCCUUUCGUUUGGACCCACCCAGCAAGCCCCAUCCGCAGAGCUUUCCCCAGCACCGCCAGGCGUCUGCGUGAGUCCCUUUGAGCCAGAGGAGGGGCUGCAUUUGGGAAAGUCUUUGACCUGAGAGCGCCACACCUGUCUUCGUUAGAAACUGUCACCCACAGAGAAAAGUUCCAAAUGGCAAAGAAGCCCUUAAGUGGAGGUUAGGUUACACUGGGCUCCAAGACAGAAGGGGAGGGGGGUGAAGGGUGGAGAUGUGAUUGGAUUCAGGCCCAGGACCUGCGGCCCUGCUCUGAGCUCAGAUUGGGAGCCGGGGAGGCCUGUGGCUCCCCCAUCCCUCUCAGUUAGGCCCACCUAGUAGAGCCCCCGACUUCCAGAGCCUUUCCUAGCCCUGGAGUGUGGUCUAAACACCGGAUGACACGGGCCACUCUGCUCUUCCCUCUCUUCAAGCCGAGUGCUCCUUGGGCAGCCCCUCCUGGGGGGGGGGGGCGCAGCAGUGCAGGCGUGCCCUGGGACGUUAGCAUCCUGGCCCUUUCCGCUCAGGGUGUGGGGAGGAAGGAGGACUUGCAAGCCACUUGGGUUCAGCUCUGUUUGGGGCUUUUCUGUGUGUGGUGGGACUGUUCAUUUCACCCCAUCAUCCCUUUGGCCUACCAUAUGGCUGCACCUUCCCAGAGAUCGCAGUGUGUGUGUCUCCAGUAUGUCACCUUUCCACUGUGACGUUGGCCCUUGCCCAGGCGAGAGCAGGCCCAGUGCAGUGCUGGUGAGCCCCCGGGUUGGGCAGCAGCUGAAAUGAGUCAGGCUCAGCUCCUCCCUGACCCCAGGCCACAGUGGGCACCGCAGCCCACAGAAAGUCUGGGUUUUGCUUUCUCUUGUGAGUGUCAUAGUUCUAGAAGCCCUCAUGGAACACCUAUGGUGUACCUGGUGCUGUGCAAGUGCUGGGGACCUAGAGGUAGGAGCAGGCACCGUCCUCACCCUUAAGGAACCGACGAUCCGAUGGGGGCCUGUGAUCUGCCAGGAACCCAGAAGCCACUUGGCCGCAAGGGUGGAGCUGAGGACCUGAGGGACACCCUCUUCCCUCCUCUCCAAGGCCCUGGGCAGACUGUCAGCCUGCUGCCUCUGCACUGCCUGUCAUUUAAGAACCCCACCACGAUGGUCCCCUUCUCCCUUUUUUAUUUAAGUGACUGUGAAUGGCAGUUAGGAAGAUGCGCGUGCCCUUCUGUGUGCCCUGUCCGUCUGCCUUGGAAACACACGAAGGACGACAGAUACUGUGAAUUCAGCCCUCACGGCGACUGUGAAGGGGACGGAGAAGGGUGGGAGGGCUUGGCGACAGCUCUCGGGGGCCGUGGAAGUCCCCACUGGGGUCUGAGCGUGGAGCUCGAGCUUUGAUCCUUCGCGGCGCCCCAGGUGCCCAGCCUCCCCUCCGAAGCCCUGCUGCCUUUAACCACCAGAGCCGCAGCCCGCUGGGCUCGUGUCCAGCUCGACGUUGUGAGCCACAGCUAGCUCUGGGUUCGUUGUGAGCGCGUGUAGCAAAGUCGAUCUCUCCACGGCACCAAAUCAAAACGCCCUCUGUCAUCUCCUGGCAUUUCUUCUUGUCACAGAGAGGAAUGGCAAGCCCUGUAAGCCUCUGUUGUUCGUGUUGGUUUGGAGCGGGGAGAGGGCGGAGACGAACGUGAAGCCAGCUGGGUAGUCUGUGCUGUGCUGUGACGUCAGCCGGGAUUCAUCAGUGUGUGCGGACCCAGUGUCUGCUGUGGCCACAGGGCACACACUUGCUCUUUUUGAAUGUGAUGUAAAAUUUGUACAGUAAAAGUUUUUAUAUUUUCUAUCAACUGCAUUUGUCUUCCAGAAAUGCUAUUAAUUUAAAUUAAAAUGGUUAGUAUUAACAAAUGUGCUGUAUCGGGGUUGUUUUUUUUUUUGCCACUAGCAAGAAUAAUGGCCUCUGUGCUGAGCCAGGCCGGGUGUCUGGAGUUUGUGAAUAAAGUUAUGCCAAGGUGUC
Molecule: messenger RNA, 5025 nt
Organism: Microcebus murinus (gray mouse lemur)
Lineage: Eukaryota; Metazoa; Chordata; Mammalia; Primates; Cheirogaleidae
Gene: KSR1
Product: kinase suppressor of ras 1
Biological process (GO): Ras protein signal transduction; protein phosphorylation
Cellular component (GO): cytoplasm; endoplasmic reticulum; membrane
Molecular function (GO): ATP binding; protein kinase activity
Source: RefSeq, a predicted model, not a curated record